Molecule: messenger RNA, 1213 nt
Organism: Saccostrea cuccullata (small rock oyster)
Lineage: Eukaryota; Metazoa; Mollusca; Bivalvia; Ostreida; Ostreidae
Product: 3-oxoacyl-[acyl-carrier-protein] reductase FabG-like
Exons: 9
Coding region: 90-869 (259 amino acids)
Molecular function (GO): oxidoreductase activity
Source: RefSeq, a predicted model, not a curated record
AGGUCAACAGCCGUAUACUACCAGGUAUUCAUUUCCUAAUACAACGGCGCACCAUAGUGAGGACCUUCACAGAGGUACUAGUAUUUAAAAUGAGUUCUCUUUUGAACAAAGUCGUCAUCAUAACAGGUGCUAGUUCGGGUAUUGGAGCUGCAACUGCUCUUGAAUUUGCGAAAACUGGUGCCAAGUUAGUUUUAGCCGCAAGAAACGUAGAGAGACUUAAUGAUAUAGCCAGUCAAUGCGUAGCAAAGGGACUACAACAGGAUAAGAUAUUUGUGAAAGGUUGUGAUAUCACAAACGAAGAAAACUUGAAAAGUUUAAUCGAUUCAUCAGUGAAAAAAUACGGUCAAAUCGACGUAUUGGUAAAUAAUGCUGGUAGUGGUAAAUACGUGCCUUUUCUGGAGACGUCCGCGGAAGUGUUCGAUGAAAUCUUCAACAUCAAUGUCCGAGCACCAUUCAUACUGACCCAGAUGUGUGUACCACAUCUAAAGAAGACACAAGGGUGCGUUGUUAAUGUUUCCAGUAUAUCGGGACAAAGAUCAUUUCCAAUGGCAAUGUCAUACUGUAUGAGCAAAGCAGCCCUUGACCACUUCACGAGGACUCUAGCUAUCGAUUUGGCAAAAGAAAAGGUUCGGGUCAAUUCCGUCAAUCCUGGAGUUGUUAUUACGGAAUUUCAGAGGCGAGCAGGAAUGACAGAGGAAGCCUACAGUAAGUAUUUAGAAAAGCAGAAGGAAUUACAGCCACUGACAGCAGCCAUUGAACCGGAAGAGGUUGCCAAGGUGAUCUUGUUUCUAGCCUCUGACCAAUCAUCAUCAGUCACGGGAGAACUUAUCUUUGUGGAUGGAGGGCGCCAUGCCAAGGCACCUGUGUAAAGAGACUGUGUCAUUAGCUACCAAUAGACGAUAAUAUAAGAUAUCAGAAUUUCAACUACUUUUGUUUUGCAACCAGAAUCUUUGUUCAGUUCAGUAUGUUUUGUAACCGGAAUCUUAUCUUAAAAUAGUUCCGUAAUAUCUUUCCGCAAUUUGCAGUGAAUGGUAGCUUAAAUGUUUAUUGAUUACAUUUGAGUGAUAUAAUAAAAUCAAAAUAGUGUUAUUUCUAUGUAUGUACACUUUAUUGCAUUAUUGUUUUAGGCAGUUGCUUACAAUUAAGCUUAUUUUAACUUCGAAUAAAGUUGACUUUGUCACAAACAACUAUUAAUAAAGAACUGCAUCAUUUA